AUUGAGCGUGACACACAAAACAAAAAAGUUUCAACCGCUGGGAAGAACUAACGGUACCUGUCGACUAUUCAGGGCCACCUCUGUUUUCAGGUGUGUGGAGAGACAAGUGAAGAGGUAGGAAAUGUCUGAGCUAAGUGACGAAGCCAGUGAAUCAGAGCAACUGGGUGCCAGCCUCUCUCUAUGGCUGGGUGACUCCCUGGUGCGGCCUGAGGAGCUGGAUGUCCCUUUGGACCUCCACACUGCCUGCUCCAUCGGCCAGUACGACGUGGUGGCAGAGUGCAUCAAAAAACGUGAGGUGGACUUGAAUGGCAAGAACGUCGGAGGAUGGACCCCACUGAUGUAUGCAUCGUACAUCGGCCAUGACAACAUUGCAAAUCUCCUGCUCGAGGCAGGUGUGAAUGUAAAUGCCACAACUGCCAAAGGAUUAACCCCCUUGAUGCUGGCAGCGAGCUGUGGGAAUGAAAGUAUCGCAUACUUCCUGCUUCAGCAAGGUGCUGAGUUGGAGCUGAAGGACUCUCGAGGCUGGACCGCUCUGUUCCACUGCACAAGCACCGGCCACCAGCAGAUGGUCAGGUUCCUGCUGGAUAACAAUGCUGACGCCAAUGUCAAGGAGCCAGGGUCUGGUUUCACUCCCCUGAUGGAGGCUGCUGCUUCUGGACAUGAAAUCAUUGUUCAGUACCUGCUUGAUCAUAAAGUUAAAGUAGAGGACCGCAACGCUAAAGGAGAGACUGCCCGUGCCCUGGCUAUGAUGUACGGAUAUACCAAGAUCGUCAGCCUUAUUGACUCACGUUCUCCAAGGAUCAAACCAGGACAUUUUGAAGACCUGAGCUCCUCAGAGGACUCGGACAGCGCACCCCCACGGAUAAGGCCAAGUCGAAGCCGAGCUAAAGGCGUUAGCAUCCAUGAUGGGCCCCAGGCCAUCGCCAAGUUCCGAGUAGGAGGCACCAGCAAACUGUGUGAGCCUCCUGUAGCUCCACCAGGCUACAUGACAUUUCGUGACAUCGGUGAAAAGAGUGAGGGCAUCUGCUACCGUGACGUGACAUCACCCAUCAAUGAGCUGGAUGGCCAGAGCAACAGCAGCAGAGAUGACAGUCCAUUCUUCGACAAUGACAUGCCCACCAUGAGGAGCAGCAGCAGCAGCAGUGAAGGCUUGCCUCAUGUGAUUGGCCUCAACUGGGAAGGCUCAGUGGAGAGUAAUGAGGACUCUGACCAAUGCAAAAAGAGCAGCUCUCGGAGGGUAAAUAAGAGCCAUCACUUAAAAGGCAAGAGUCGCCAUGGAAGCAGCGAUGCAGCUCACUCCAGCAUUACAGGGAACUGUGGGAUGCUCUCACAUGCUGGUCUUCCACCCUCCUACACUGGUCCAAAGGAUCUGGCGGAGUUCUUGGAACAAAUUGGCUUCUCUAAGUAUCUCCCCGUGCUUGAGGAGCAAGACAUUGAUCUGCGGAUAUUUCUCACCCUGACUGAAAAUGAUCUCAAGGAAAUAGGGAUCACAUUGUUUGGACCCAAGCGUAAGAUGACUUCUGCGAUUGCACGGUGGCACAGCAGCGCUCGACCACCCAGCGACGCUCUGGAACAGGCUUAUGCUGACCAGCUUGAGGCGGAGAUGCAGGAGAUGGCCAUUCAACUACACAAGCGCUGUGAGGAGGCGGAGGGUCUGCAGAGCCAGGUGUCUCAGGAGAAGGAGCUGCGCACCGUGAUGGAAGGAUGUCUAAUGGAGGAUAAGAUGGCAUGGAGAAGGGUCCAUGCUGAGCUGGUGGAGAACCAUCGGCUGGCUCAGGACAUGAGCGCCACACUGGCGAAGUCCAGGACCUGUUGUGGUGACCUGCUCUCCUUUUUGACUACUGAUGGGAAUAGCAGCUCCUUUACUGGUGUGGAAGAUAAAACAAAGGGUGACAAUGGUGUUAAAGCUGGGGAGGGACUCACACGUGUUACAGAGCUACUAAAGAAGCUGGACUCCUAUGAAGAAGAGCUGGCUGGGACCCUGCAAACUGUGCUUCAGAGUCUGAGGCGACUGAGUGCCCCCGAAAAAGUCUCAGAUAGCUGGGAACGGCCUUAACCUUCACAGAGGCUUUUUGCCAAUAUUCGACGGAGGGUGAUCUAACCACCCUGAACAAUCUCACUGACAUGAGAGAAGGCAAGGCCAGCCCUGCCAGACCACUGCAGCUCGGGGAGGGAAUAAGCUGACCUGCUGCUCCUCCGGGAUUGGCGGAUGGACCAGAGCUCGCCAGAUGCGGAUAAGGCCAAGGGUGGCGGCGGUUACUGCAGAGAAACGACAAACAGGCAGGAAGGGUACCUGACCCUCACACGCUUGUGCUGGUGUAAACUGGACUCCAGUAGCUGGGUUGGGAAAAUGCACAGAGAGGAGAGAGUGGAUGCGGAUCAGAGGCUGUGAUACUGUGAAAUGUUUUUAAAAGGCCGUUCUCUUGCCCUGUAUGAAAUGUGGGUUAAGUUAUCUUCACAUCACAAGCUGAAACAUUUCUUAAAAGGUAGUCAAAGUUAAAAGAUAUUCUGCAGAGUUAUACUUUAUCUGAAUGAAAUCUUAUUUGUAUGCUGUUUGAAAAUGAUGUCCUGCUGAAUGCAUUUUUAGUUAUUCAUUUACAGUAAUACAUUACGUUACAGCAGAUUUCUCAGUGGUGCAAUGAAAUGGUUAGUGUGUCAUUCAGUAGAUUCACUGCGUGGCUUCCUAAAUGUGAUCUUGGACAUGAAUUAAAACCUUGUUGCCCGAAA
This is a messenger RNA of Epinephelus lanceolatus (giant grouper), 2727 nucleotides long. RefSeq names its product ankyrin repeat and sterile alpha motif domain containing 3 (gene anks3). Lineage: Eukaryota; Metazoa; Chordata; Actinopteri; Perciformes; Serranidae. The record is from RefSeq and is a predicted model, not a curated record. Gene Ontology annotation, molecular function: protein binding. Gene Ontology annotation, cellular component: cilium.